AUGUUACAGUGCAAGAUUCUUGCGUGGAACUGCCGGGGAAUUGUGAAUCAUGAGACACAAAGAGCUCUUGUAGACAUGGUGCAUGCAAGAAACCCUAGUUUGAUCUUUCUUGCUGAAACUCUAACACAACCCGAUCUUUUGAAUUCAAUCAAAACCCGGUUAGGUUUUGAAGGAUGUAUUUGCUAUCAAGCUGAAGAGGAAUCUCAAGGUGUUGCUUUACUUUGGAGUGCAGACAUAACAGUAAAUUUCCAAUCUUCCUCUCCUCAUCAUAUUGAUGUGGAAGUAGGAAAAAAAGGGUCGUCGGAUCUUUGGAGGUUUACGGGGCUGUAUGGUUUUGCAGCUCGUACUCAACGACAUCAAACAUGGAAUUUAAUCAGAACCCUUGCAGGGGAAGCAUGUGCGCUGCCUUGGCUUAUGGCAGGCGACUUCAACGAGAUAUUGUGCCAAUUGGACAAGUCAGGAGGUCCACCUCGGGCUGCUGGUGCCAUGGAUGAUUUUCGGGGAACUAUGAACAGCUGUGGAUUAUAUGAUAUGGGGUACUAUGGUAGCAGGUUUACCUGGUCAAAUAGAUUUACUAAAGAACGUUUAGACCGUGCAUUUCAGUCCACUCUAUGGCGUGAAAGUUUUCCAUUUUCUAGGGUUCUUACUCUUCCUCCAUCUGACUCGGAUCAUUGUCCUAUAUUGAUUGAGGUUAGUGCAGAAAGACUUCAACCUUGGCAAGCCCUAAGAAGAUUUCGUUUUGAGGAAUUGUGGCACCAGUAUCCUAAAUGUACUGAGAUUAUUAAGCAGUGUUGGGCUCAACCUCUUACUGGCAAUGCUAUUAACCAGUUAGGAGCCAAAAUCAAUAACACUGGAACUCAUUUAUGGGAAUGGCACAAGAAAGAGGUCUCUAAAAGUAAAGGUGAGAUGAGGGUGAUACAAGAAAAGAUGAAGGAUAUUAUGUCGCACCCGUAUACCCCUCAGCAAUAUGAAGAACAACGCCAACUGCAUGUUAAAUAUAGUGCUCUUCUUGCGCAAGAAGAGACCUAUUGGAGGCAGAGAUCAAAAGCUUUUUGGUUGAAAGAUGGCGACAAAAAUACUGCAUUCUUCCACCGGAAAACAUCUAAUAGAAGAAGUAAGAACCGAAUCAAAGGUUUGGUUGAUGACGCAGUAUUGGAGGCUGUUGAUGAAAGGGUGACUCCAGAUAUGAACAGCGAACUGACCAAACCUUAUGUUGAGAGUGAAAUAAAGGAUGCAUUAUUUCAAAUGCACCCUUCAAAAAGCCCUGGACUAGAUGGCAUGUCAUCGUUUUUCUUUCAGAAAUAUUGGCAUAUACUCUCAACUGAUGUGUGUUUAGGUGUGAAGACGUUUUUAGAAACGGGAGAAUUGGAGUAUUCUGCAAACUUCACUCAUUUGUGCCUCAUACCAAAAAUUCCUGAUGCCAUAGAAGCAAACCAGUAUAGACCAAUUGCUUUAUGCAAUGUUCUAUAUAGAAUUAGUUCAAAAGUAAUGGCAAAUAGAUUGAAGAAACUGCUGCCCUCCAUCAUCUCACCUUUGCAGAGUGCCUAUGUACUUGGAAGAUUAAUUUCAGACAAUACUCUUGUGGCUACUGAGGUAGCUCACUUCAUGCACAAGCUGCAUACUCAACAAGAAGGUUUCUUAUCUCUCAAGUUGGACAUAAGUAAAGCUUAUGACAAACUUGAAUGGGAUUUUUUAAGAGCAAUACUAGCAAAGAUGGGAUUUCAUGCACAGCGGAUUACUAUUAUUAUGCAAAUGUGUGGCCUCAGUUCGAUACUCUAUUUUGAUAAAUGGUCAACCUUCUGA
Messenger RNA from Rosa rugosa (rugosa rose), 1803 nucleotides. RefSeq lists its product as uncharacterized. The coding region runs from base 1 to 1803 and encodes 600 amino acids. Gene Ontology annotation, molecular function: catalytic activity. The transcript has 2 exons. The record is from RefSeq and is a predicted model, not a curated record. Lineage: Eukaryota; Viridiplantae; Streptophyta; Magnoliopsida; Rosales; Rosaceae.